UUUUACAGUAGCCUAGGUCAUACACUCAUACUAAGAUUUCGACAGAGCUGUCCAACACUUUUCCACGUAGUCUAAGUAAAAUAUAUAAUUUACGUGAACUAUUACAGAGGAAUAUUUUUCAAACGGAACAUGUAACAACAUUUAUCUAUUCGAAUGUGUAGAGCUACCUGCAUCACAUGUUAGUAAAAUAACCCUAAUGAAGUCGAUCCGCGUGAUUUGGAUUAUUCCCUGAUUUAUACUUUUUGCACUUAAACAGAUAUCUGCUUAUUGGGUGGUGGGAGGUGACCACCAUCACCUCUUAACGGAAUCCCGGUGAAGGAAUGAAUUAUGCCUGAGAGAGGAUGUACCAUCUUUAGUCUGAUGGUACUGUCGGUGUUGGAGGUGGGACUCGGUGCGUCCAGCAUCUCCCUCGGGGUGGUCGGCAUCGUCGGAAUUCGAUCUGCGCGCAAGCUGCAGCUCGGGGAUGCUUCCUCUAUAUGGAGCGGGGUUUGUUUUCUUAUCUGUGGACUAUGCGGAAUGUUGUGUGCGAAGAAAAGGUCGGGAUUGAUUAUGAUUAUGUUUUCAGCCUGCUGUAUCUGUGGUCUGAUCAGUGGGAUCCUGAACUUCCAGUUUGUGCGCGUGGUUGCUAAGCGUCCCGAUGCCUUGCGGCCGCUCCACCUGGCCAUCAUGGUGCUUGCCUGCCUGGGAAUUGCUGUGUCCAUACUUUUCACCUGGCUGACGUGUCGCCUGGCCAGCAGCGAACAGCAGAGGAUGUACCUGGAGAGAGAGCUAUCGCUGCACCACUCUCACGAGAUGAGCGACAAAGAGUUUGCUGACCGAUCUGAAAGAGCAGCCAGCAUCACUCAGAUGUCCUUAAAUGGAAAAUCGUCACCUCCAUUAUAGUCAGGCUUAAGUUCAGUUGUCACACUGUUCCCGCCAGGUUUAGUUCUAUACAACACCAUUUGUUGCAGGUGACCCCGUCACUGAAAAGCCACAGUGAGACCCGGCAAUUAGAUGGGUCCCGAUUAAUGCAACUGGAAUACAUUUACUUUGAGAUAGAUUUCAGAUACAAUGCCUCAACAUUUGAUCAUAGAGAUCAUUUGCUGUGUUGAAUAUUAAUUGCAAAAUGCUUAUUUAUUUAAUAUCAUUUAUGUAUUAUAUGUGAUUUGUAUUAAAUAUAAUGUUUUGG
Messenger RNA from Esox lucius (northern pike), 1168 nucleotides. RefSeq names its product transmembrane protein 196b (gene tmem196b). Lineage: Eukaryota; Metazoa; Chordata; Actinopteri; Esociformes; Esocidae. The transcript has 4 exons. The record is from RefSeq and is a predicted model, not a curated record. The coding region runs from base 328 to 882 and encodes 184 amino acids.